Tyto alba (common barn owl) is the source of this 1050-nucleotide messenger RNA. Its product is annotated as class II histocompatibility antigen, M alpha chain. The record is from RefSeq and is a predicted model, not a curated record. Gene Ontology annotation, cellular component: membrane; MHC class II protein complex. The transcript has 5 exons. Bases 37 to 786 code for a protein of 249 amino acids. Gene Ontology annotation, biological process: positive regulation of T cell activation; immunoglobulin production involved in immunoglobulin-mediated immune response; antigen processing and presentation of exogenous peptide antigen via MHC class II. Lineage: Eukaryota; Metazoa; Chordata; Aves; Strigiformes; Tytonidae. Gene Ontology annotation, molecular function: MHC class II protein complex binding.
GCCGGCACCCGGUAGCACCCACUGGGUGCCGGAGGGAUGGGUGCUGCGGGUGGGAGUGGGGUGCUGCUGUUUGGGGUGCUGUGGGUGGCCCUGGCCGGCGCUGUCACGGACGAGCCGCCGGCGCACACCCUGGCCGAGGUGCUCUUCUGCCAGCCGGCCCGGCCCUCCCUGGGCUCCACCUUCACCUUCGACGCCGACCAACUCUUCUGGUUCGACUUCCCGCGCUCCCGCUGGACCCCCCGCCUGCCCGACUUCCCCCCCUGGCCCCCCGCUUUGGAGACCCCCCCCCAGCUCCUCCGGGACGCCACGUUCUGCCAGAGCCUGCGCCGCACCCUCACCGAGGCCGUCACCGACAUCACGCCGGAGGCCAAGGGCAUCCCGGUGGCCGACGUCUUCCCGGUGCGACCGCCGGCCUUGGGCGAGCCCAACACGUUGGUGUGCAUGGUGGGAAACAUCUUCCCGCCGGCGGUGGAGAUCAGUUGGCAGCUGGACGGGGUCCCCGUCACCCAAGGGGUCACCCACACCCACUACACCCCCACGGCCGACCUGGCCUUCGUCCGCUUCUCCUACCUGCCGGUGACACCCGCUGCCGGCGACGUCUACACUUGCGUCAUCACCCGGGAAGGAGACAACUCCUCCGUCAUCGCCUACUGGGUCCCCCAAAACCCCGUCCCCUCCGAGGUGCUGGAGACGGCGCUGUGCGGCGCCGCCGUGGUGUUGGGCAUCCUCCUGGCGCUGCUCGGCAUCGCCAUGGUCUUGACGGCCCGGCGGAGCACCCACGGUUAAGGACGAGGCAGCGCAGAGGCCGGCGCAGCUCGGUGCAGGAGUGGAGAUGGCGGCCGGAGGGAGGGGGUGGGGGUGUGGCAACCCCCCCCCCCCCACUUUGCAGCAAUAAAACCCGGUGCCCCGUGUCCCCCACCCCGCGCUGGGGAACGGUGGUGGGGUGGCCCGGUGGUGGCUUCUCCGCUGUCUAAUAUCAGGGUUGAGCCGUGCCGUAUAACGCCCCCCCACCCCCCCACCCCCCUUCAAAAUAAAACUGUUUCUCAGCGA